AUGGCGUGGCAGCGUUUGAUUCGAUUCGUGGACGAGUCUGGCAUCGUGGGCUUCGGCGACGCUUGUGUGAACAAUGGGGACGAUCUCCUUGAUUCUGUACGAGAGCGAACCCUAUAUGCUAUUAGACUGGCUGGACAGGACCCGUUCACGCUAGUAGCGACUGACGACAAGGUCAAAGUCGUAAGACUCCUCGGUGUACUCGACGAGCAACAUGUUGAAGUCUUCAAAUGUAUUGGUCUCAAUUACAUGAAGCACAUUCGAGAAACUGGUCGAAAGGCUCCUGCUUAUCCGUCCAUGUUCAUGAAGCCUUCCUCAGCUGUUGCGGCGUGGGACGCGAACGUCGAAGUUCCGACAGUCGCGCAGGGCAAACAAAUCGAUUACGAGGGCGAAUUGGCGGUCGUGAUCGGCAAGACUGGCAAGAACAUCUCUCGCGAAGACGCCUUAGAGCACGUUGCGGGCUUCGUGUGCUCUAACGACGUUUCGGCCAGGACCUGGCAGCGAGACCCGGACUUCGCCGGUGGGGUGCCUCAAUGGUCGUUUGCGAAGUCCUUUGACACCUUCGCCCCUCUUGGUCCUAUGCUCGUUUCGCCCAGUGUGGUCGGUUCUGGGAAUAAAUUGCAUCUUCAGACGUUCGUAAACGGCGAGAAACGUCAGGAUUCUAGUACGGAAGAUUUGUUAUUCGACGUGCAGUCUAUUAUCAGCUUCCUCAGUCAAGGCUCGACUUUGAGGAAAGGUACAGUCAUCAUGACUGGGACGCCAGGUGGUGUAGUGUUGGGCCUGCCAGAACCUAAACCCUGGCUACAAGACGGAGACAUCGUGGAGGUCAGAAUCGAACAACUAGGCAGUUGUGUGAACAGAAUUGUCCACGAACCGGCAAGGGCUGUACUUUGA
This is a messenger RNA of Cyphellophora attinorum, 891 nucleotides long. RefSeq lists its product as uncharacterized. Gene Ontology annotation, molecular function: catalytic activity. The record is from RefSeq and is a predicted model, not a curated record. Bases 1 to 891 code for a protein of 296 amino acids. Lineage: Eukaryota; Fungi; Ascomycota; Eurotiomycetes; Chaetothyriales; Cyphellophoraceae. The transcript is spliced from 2 exons.